Molecule: messenger RNA, 284 nt
Organism: Caenorhabditis sp. 36 PRJEB53466
Lineage: Eukaryota; Metazoa; Nematoda; Chromadorea; Rhabditida; Rhabditidae
Source: the annotation of a GenBank genome assembly
AUGCCGAAGCAGCAGUUCGAGAUCCUUGACUACGCGGCUCCGUUGUUCGUUGGCGCUGCCUUUGCCCUAAUCGUCUUCCUGCUCACCUUUGUCAUUAACUUUGCUUUCAUCCGAAGAACCGACGAAGUGACUGCUUUCGAGAAGGUGAUUCCAAUGUUCAGACAUCGCCUCAAAGACCGUUUCAGCUGGGGGCCAAGUAUAACCUCCGCGUGGGUCCGCAUCGCGUGUCUCUCGUCAAGUCUGCGAUGGAAAAGCAUGUGGAUGAGGAUGGACACGUCUACUGA